AGUGAGGGUGGGGGGGGCACGGGAGGAAGAGCAGGCCCCCAGAGUGGGGGUGAGUCAGCCAGCGGGUCCCCGACUCCAGCCCCACCAUCCCCAUUCCACGUCUUUAAAAGGGAAGACCCUGAUUCUUUCUCAGAAGCAACCAGGCUCCAGGGUGGGCCGGACACCCAGCUGACAGCACCCCUGCUCCUCAGGGUUCCUGGAAACUGAACAGCUGCCAUGCACAUCCCAGACAGCCUCCAGGACUUGGCUGACAACGAGGUCGUGCAGUUUCUGAAGAAACGCAAGACAGUCGGGCGGAUCUUCUCAGGGGUCUUCUCCCUCGUCAUCUUCUCCACCCUGCUGACCGACGGCUUCCAGAACCAGACAGAUUCGGCGCAGCUGCACUGCGUGCUGGGCGGCGGCCUGGCGACGUGUCGUUUCGCGGUGGGCGCUGGCGUGCUGGCCUUCCUGUGCUGCCUGCUCUUCCUGCUGCUGGACGCGCGCUGGGGCCGCGCCGCCCGCCUCAAGCCGGGCCUGCAGCUGCUGGACCUUGGGGUGGCCGUGCUCUGGACAGCCGUCUGGUUUGGGGGCUUCUGUUUCCUGGUGAGCCAGUGGCAGCAUUCACCCAAACAGUUCACCCUGGGGAGCAGCUCCGCCAAGGCCGCCAUCGCCUUCACCUUCUUCUCCGUCUUCUCCUGGAUGUUCCAGGCCUACCUGGCCUUCCAGGACCUCCGCAGCAAGGACCCGGUCCCCUACAAGCGCUCCCUGGACGAGGGGGGCGUGAUACUGACCAGCCUGUCACCACCUUCAGCCGCCAGCCCCAUCCACACACCCACCCCUGGUCCCACCAGCCUGACCUACUCCACCUCCUCUCUAUCCCCCCAUUUGACCAACCCCAAGGGCCCCCGCCUGGUCAUGAUGCCUGACGACAACUGAGCAACCGCCUCCAGGCCAGUAAACAUGUCUCCCCCUG
Messenger RNA from Erinaceus europaeus (western European hedgehog), 952 nucleotides. RefSeq names its product synaptogyrin 4 (gene SYNGR4). The record is from RefSeq and is a predicted model, not a curated record. The transcript is spliced from 5 exons. Lineage: Eukaryota; Metazoa; Chordata; Mammalia; Eulipotyphla; Erinaceidae. Gene Ontology annotation, cellular component: neuromuscular junction; synaptic vesicle membrane. The coding region runs from base 217 to 915 and encodes 232 amino acids.